Aspergillus terreus NIH2624 is the source of this 801-nucleotide messenger RNA. RefSeq lists its product as uncharacterized. The coding region runs from base 1 to 801 and encodes 266 amino acids. The record is from RefSeq and is a predicted model, not a curated record. The transcript is spliced from 4 exons. NCBI's taxonomy places the organism in Eukaryota, Fungi, Ascomycota, Eurotiomycetes, Eurotiales, Aspergillaceae.
AUGGCCCGCAUUUGUGAUACUAUCGCGGGUGCCUUGAAGGAUGAUCAGCGUGUGUGGGAAGGACUGAGGACAGAGUUCCAAGUCUACACUCCGCCGACCAAAAUCUUCUAUUUCAGUUAUCAUUCAUAUGUUAUUGACUUUGUGCGUGCCGUGGGCGUCGUUGCGAAACCCGAGCUGCUUCUUGGCUCAAUCCAGCUCCGUUCCACGCCCAAGAGUGUUGAGCUAAUCAUACGGGAUGAGAAUAUCAGGCCAGAACUGGCCAUCUGGGUGGAGUUCGUGAAGGAGUCGGUGGUUAAAUCGGAAGCACCGACUGAGGAUGCCACGAUCGAGGGCGGACAACGACGCUUUCAAUUCAACUCUGUGGGUGAAGCUCUGAAUUUUCAUACCCUGGUGCAUAGAUGCUUUGUAUCGAAAGGGAUCCGCAUCGAGAGUCUCUGCGAGGGCAAGAGCGUGGCUGUGAAAAGCCCUGGUGUGGAAGACAUGUAUAAAUGCAUUAAUCUAAUUGCGGACGCUGUGAGUGGCAACGUGAGCUCUUGGGGAUCUCUUGUGGGAGACGAUGGCGAUAUCCCAACAGUUCUACAUUUUGCGCGCCAUUCAAAGCUCGCGAUAUUUGUUCGUGCGGUGGUAAUUGGGUCCAAAUCCGCUGGUCCCUUGUCAGUGACUUCCGACUACACCGCAGUAAAAUUGUCUGGAGAUAUUAGAAGGAGUAGUGACUUGUUCCAUUGGUUGAAGUUUGUUUUGUCCAACGUGGUGAAGCCGGAUCCUGAGGACAAGGUGGAGAAAUGUGGGAUUUUUCUAUGA